Lotus japonicus is the source of this 741-nucleotide messenger RNA. RefSeq lists its product as uncharacterized. The record is from RefSeq and is a predicted model, not a curated record. The transcript has a single exon. Bases 77 to 520 code for a protein of 147 amino acids. NCBI's taxonomy places the organism in Eukaryota, Viridiplantae, Streptophyta, Magnoliopsida, Fabales, Fabaceae.
AUCCUACCCAUUACUACUUUUCCUAGCACUAAACCAAACCAAGCUAGCUAGAUCUGCUUCUUCAAUUCACAGAAAAAUGGAAGCUCUCCUCUCCCAAUUCACCUUCCUCUCAGACCAGGCUUUACAAGACAAGAACUUCGAUCCAUCCACCAUUGAAGAUCUCAUGAAGCUAUUCGAGAUCGAGUCAUACAAGGCAUGGGCAGCAGCAGAGCUCGAGCAAGACCAAGAACUGGAAGAAGCUGAGGCUGCCAUGGAACAAGCUGAGAACUACCUCGAAUCGGCCAUGGAAAGCGCCAUGGAUGAGUUCAGACGCUUUGAAGAAGAGCUUGAGAGGAUGUCAAGAGAUGAAGUGGACAGCUUAGUUCAAACUGCAGAGAGCGCCAGAAAAAUGGGGAACUUGAUGGAGAAAGCUGCUUCUGUUGCUUCCAAGAGGUAUAUUGAGGCUGCACUCAAUUCUGCAACUGCUUCUAUGAAAUCUGCUUGGAGAGGAAUCUCUUCUGGGAAGGUUCAUCCUUCUUGAAUCUUGAUCCAUGGUGGAAGAAAUCCAUGGCAAUUUGGAUGGAUCUUACACAGUACUUGUUUACAUUUCCAGCAAUUUAAUUUAUGUAUGUAUGUAUUUACCUCUUGUUUCUUACUAGUUAGUAUUACUCUUUGAUUCUGAUUCCUGAACUAAUUGAGGAGAUGAAUAUCUUCAAUUAAUGUUACUUUUGAACUUAAUCUUUAAUUGAAUGUUUGGUUUCA